AUGUCGUCCGCAGAGGAAUCGCCUGCGCAACAGGCUGCGCGCCUACGCCGCGAACGCCGUGAGGCCAAGAUCAAAGCUGGAGGAAGUGCUCGACUGGAUAAAAUCACCAGUCUGAGUGGCCGGACGCCAGCUAGUUUACACGAUGCGUCGCCUUCACCGUCACCUCAACCACGUCCUCAGGCUGGAUCUACCCCGUAUCUCCCCACACAAACACAACCAUCACAACCCUCACCUCAACCCCCAACCCCAGCAACAGGAGCAGCUGAAAACGACACCGAAACCAUUCGUGCACAACAAGAAUACCUGAGAGCCCUCCUACGAGCCAAUCCACCCGAACAACAAGCACAACAACAAAUCGAUCAAGAUCCCAUGAUGAAAGUCCUCAGCUCCAUGCUCGGCGGUAUCCCCGGCGCCGAAAACACGGCACCUGGUGCAGGCAUGCCGCCACAGAAUCAGGGUGAUUUAGGAAUGAAUGAUCUGGCCUCGGCACUGGGUAUUCCACCGUUGUUCUCCAAUAUGAUUUUCGGGGGAGGCGCUACACAGCAAACGCCGGAGGAGAAGAAAAGGGAGAAUAUACUGAAGUUACUGCACAUAAUUUUUGCAUUAUUUAUUGGAGUUUAUCUGGUCACGCUUGUAAGCUCGGCUGUUACGACAUAUGGAGUGAAUCCACCGCCACCUGCAACGGCGCAGAAUCCGUUUGUCGUCUUCAUGACUGGUGAGCUUGUGUUGAAUGGGGCCCGGGUGGUGUUGGGCAAGCCUCAGCAGGGGCCUCUGGCUACGGGGCUGCAGAUAUUUAGAUCACUUGUGAGAGAUAGCGGUAUCGCUAUAUUUGCGCUUGGUGUUGCAUCGUGGUGGAAUGGCGGCUGGCAGAUAUCAGCAAGUCAGUAG
Messenger RNA from Talaromyces stipitatus ATCC 10500, 888 nucleotides. RefSeq lists its product as uncharacterized. Bases 1 to 888 code for a protein of 295 amino acids. NCBI's taxonomy places the organism in Eukaryota, Fungi, Ascomycota, Eurotiomycetes, Eurotiales, Trichocomaceae. The transcript is spliced from 2 exons. The record is from RefSeq and is a predicted model, not a curated record. Gene Ontology annotation, biological process: retrograde vesicle-mediated transport, Golgi to endoplasmic reticulum.